Molecule: messenger RNA, 642 nt
Organism: Microthlaspi erraticum
Lineage: Eukaryota; Viridiplantae; Streptophyta; Magnoliopsida; Brassicales; Brassicaceae
Source: the annotation of a GenBank genome assembly
AUGGCUCCUCGCGAGAAGAAGAAGAAACUCGUCACGAUCAAGUCCGAUGGUGGUGAUAUCAUGAAGAAAAAGAGAGCCUUUUUCAAACAAAGGUUUCCUAAUUGCAAGAAGAAAGCGACGGAGCUCUCUGUUCUGUGCGGCAACUCCGUCGGGUUUAUCUGUUACGGACCCGACGACGAUCUUUACGCCUGGCCGGAGCCGAAGGAGAACCCGCAAGCCUUAGCAGAUAUCGUGGCCAGGUUCAACGAGCAGAGCGAUCUAAAGAGGAAGAGAAACGGCUGCGAUCUCAACGAUUUCCCAAAUCUCGAGGGUUUGUCUGUCGAAGAACUUACGAAUCACCUUUCUUGCAUCGAGUCCCACAUAGCUGGAAUCAAGAAGAAAAAAGUGGUAAUUGUUGUCGAGAGGAUCAAGGGUUCCAAGCCGAAGGAGACGGAAGAUCAUCUUAGGGUUUCAGACGACAACGCCACCUUCUCAAAUCAUUCGUCAGGGGAAAAUCAAUUAGGGUUUGGUGGCGUUUUCGACGAAUUGGGUUACAUCUUUGCAAGGCAUGCAUUAGUGACUAUCAUAAUUCUCGGUCAUGAUUUGAUCAUUAUUAGUAGUAUAUAUCUAUGUAAUUUCUACGUUGUUCUUGUUAUUAAAUGA